Messenger RNA from Hypoxylon trugodes, 1777 nucleotides. Its product is annotated as major facilitator superfamily domain-containing protein. The coding region runs from base 122 to 1777 and encodes 551 amino acids. Gene Ontology annotation, molecular function: transmembrane transporter activity. Lineage: Eukaryota; Fungi; Ascomycota; Sordariomycetes; Xylariales; Hypoxylaceae. The transcript has 2 exons. The record is from RefSeq and is a predicted model, not a curated record. Gene Ontology annotation, biological process: transmembrane transport.
CUAAAUUUAAUCAUUAAAUAAAUUUUAUUUAAAAGCCUCAAAAUGAAUUUAUUCGCUUUUUCUCGUUUUCGUUUGUUAUGUUUAUCGAUUCUUCAUCAACACCAUCACCGACACAACAGCCAUGUCACAACUUACAUCCGAUGGAGACGAAAAGGCCUCCGAGGUCGUCAAUAACAAUACGACGACCAAGGAAGGAGAGUCUACGGAAUAUCCAAGCAAUCAAAAACGAAUUCUUAUCAUGACCUCACUUUAUUUGGCAGUGUUCUUGGUAAAUCUGGACCAGAAUGUCAUAUCUACAGCUAUUCCACGUAUUACAGACGAAUUUCAUUCAUUAGAUGACGUCGGAUGGUAUGGUACAGCAUAUUUACUUACCAUGUGUACCUUUCAACUUGUCAUGGGAAAAAUAUAUAAAUUUUAUCCUGCGAAACCAAUAUUUCUAUCCUGUUGUUUUCUUUUCGAAGUUGGAUCGGCGAUAUGUGGUGCAGCUCCCAAUUCUCCCGCUUUCAUUGUUGGUCGUGCUAUCGCAGGACUAGGAUCAUCCGGAAUGUUUUCUGGUUUAAUGGUUAUCAUGUUCUAUACCAUCCCCUUACAACAACGACCAACCUAUCAAGGUGCCUUUGGUGCUACUACUGCUAUCGGUUCUGUUAUUGGCCCUUUAAUUGGAGGUAGCUUUACCGAUAAAGUAACCUGGAGAUGGUGCUUUUACAUCAAUCUUCCAAUUGGUGCCGUUUCGAUCCUCGUCACUACUCUCAUCUUACAUCUACCCAACCAAAAACUUGAUAAACCAGCAGAAGGAUGGAUUGAAAAGAUAAAUCAACUUGAUCCUAUUGGAAAUCUCGCAUUUUUUCCAGGUAUCAUUUGCUUGGUUUUAGCUCUUCAAUGGGGAGGAACUCAAUAUCCUUGGAACAGCGCACGUAUCAUCGUACUAUUGGUUCUAUGCGGUGUUCUUUGCCUUGUCUUCAUAGGCAUACAAAUUUGGAAACAAGAAAACGCAACGAUCCCUCCUCGACUUAUAAAAAAACGAAGUAUCGCAGCUUCAGCAUUCUUCAGUUUCUUCAACGGUUCUGGAAUGAUGGUUUUAAUUUACUAUCUUCCAAUCUGGUUUCAAGCGGUUAAAGGAUCUACUGCUAUCAAUUCUGGAAUCAUGUUACUCCCUUUAAUCCUUUCUACGGUUUUCUGUGUUAUAUCUUCUGGUAUCAUCAUUUCGAAAAUCGGUUACUGCGCUCCAUUCUUUUGGCUCAGUUCAAUUAUCUCACCUAUCGGAGCUGGCCUUUUGACUACUUUAACACCAUCUACAGGUCAAGCCAAAUGGAUUGGUUAUCAGAUCAUCUUUGGUAUUGGUCUUGGACUUGGUAUACAGCAGCCAUUGAAUAUCGUUCAAACUGUCCUUGAUAGAUCAGAUAUCGCAACUGGAUCGUCACUCGUUACGUUUACUCGAUUUCUAGGUUCAGCUAUAUUUCUACCUGUAGCACAGUCCAUCUUCAUCAAUGGUUUGGUUUCGAAGCUUACUAACCUCCCCGGAAUCGAUCCUAAUACUGUUAUAACCGGUGGUGCUACAGAGUUAAGAAAUAUCGUUUCAAUCGAUGAUCUACCGACACUACUCUCGGACUAUAGCGACGCAUUGGUUAAUGUGUUUUAUUUAGUAGUAGCAACAUGCGCUGUAUCCCUCUUUGGUACCAUAUUUAUAGAGUGGCGCAGUUUAAAAGAUCAGGUUGCUAAACAAGUUGACGAAACGAAGGAACCCAGCAAAACCACGAACACUCAAGAAUCAGUAUAA